GUAGAUAAUUGUAAUUGUCCAUAGUUCUUAUUGCUGAUUUUUAAAAAGAAUUAUAGCUAAAACAUGAAUGACUUUUUGGAUCAUGUCUGUAGGAUACUGAUAACUAGUUCCAGAUUGUGUUUUCCAAGACUGUAUAUCAAUGUAAACCUUCUUUUUUUUUGUUUCGUCAUUUUUAUCUCUCUUUUUUGUUUUGUUUUGUUUUAUGAAGCUGUAACUGCCUUGGUUCCCACAGCCGAGGGUAAUGGGAAGCAUGUCAGAAUUGCGACCGCUCCUCCGGGAGAUGAAAGUGCACAGGGAGGAGAUGUCAGGAGACCGGAACUCGGGAUGUCGCUCCUCGGCAGCCAUGGGCGGCUCCGGGGGGCGUGGCUCCGGAGGGCGUGGCUCGGGCGGGAGGAGCCAGAAGGCGACCAAGCGCGGGGGCUGGGAGGACGCCGGGGUCGAGUUCUACCGCGAGGCCUAUCCUACCUCCGUCGACAACAUCUACGACACGAGAAUCACCACGCUCCUGCCCUCCAAGAGAUACAACGUCAACUCCAUCGGGCGCGGAACGGUACGGCGUCGGGCGUCGACAAGAAGCAGAAGAUGCCAGCCCACGACCACGACGGCGACGCUGGUGCACACGAGCAGGCGAGGCUCAGACACGUACCUCGAGGUGCUGCCCGAUCUCACGCAAGGUGUGGACGAAGAAGAAACGUGGGAAAAAUUGCAGCAAAUUCGCGCUCAUGCUGUGCCAAUGGAGGAGAAACGCAAGCUCAAACGUCAAUUACAGUCGGCUCCAACGCUUCGAACGAGAGGCCUUGCUGCCUUUAAACUCUCAAAGAGGAAGUUUGCAUCUCAGGCAAAGAAUAGAUUGCGUGAGAUGAUAUCGAAAAUAGAAUUAUGGCAUUGGAGUCUACGCUACGUGGAGGGGAACUUUGGCACGGGACUUGUCGCCUUCUUUACAUUCAUCAAGUGGCUUCUGUACCUGAAUCUGUUCACUUGCGUAUUGUUAGCAGUGUUCAUCCUUUUACCACAGAUUGUGUUGAUUCAUCCCAAGGAUAGCUGUACUGACGUUCCAGAGACGAACCAGAGCUUAGGAAUCGAGAAUGAAACUCUCUUAAACGUCGAAAAUGACACUCUCUGCUGCUUUGAGGCGUACAAACUGGAAGUACUUGAACAUUCCACAAACGUCCACUCCUUCAGUGAGCCAAGUGACAUUGUCCAGAUGAUCCUGGACGGCGUGCAGGGAACGGGUGUGCUGGAACUCUCAUACCUGUUUUAUGGGCGCUACCCAAGACACAUACUAAUCCUUGACAAGAUAAGGGGCUGGAAUUAUAACUUACCCUUAGCCUAUCUGCUGGUGGUGGUGGUUACACUGGUCCUUAGUUUGGUGCUGAUGGUGAGGGCUGCGGCAAGGGGACUCCGGGAGAGUCUCAGGUCCUCGGAGGGGCAGUUCUAUCAGUACUGCAAUUUGAUAUUUGGAGGCUGGGACUACUGUAUUGAAAACAACAAAGCCGCAGCCAUAAAAAAGAAAGCCAUCUAUAAUGAACUCUGCAACCAUCUCGAAACAGAGAGAUACAAUGAUGAGAAAGAGCAGAGAACUAAAAGAGAAAGAUGCCGUUUAUACUUUGUACGCCUUAUGAUUAACUUGGUGGUGAUAGUCCUUCUCUCUGUGUCCUUCUUGGCCAUCUUCUACAGCACCACCUAUGCCUUCAACAAACUGAAAAUAUUAAAGAGUAACACAGAGGAGAGAGAUGAGGAGGAUCUAGAAAUACUUCUGUAUGAAUAUCUACCUUCAGCUGUUAUUGUCACACUGAACAUAAUUAUACCUUUUAUACUCAGACUCCUUGUUGAAAUGGAGCACUACACACCAAACUUUAUCUUGGUAUUAACUCUCGUGCGGACGGUCUUCCUGCGUCUUGCCUCGCUAGUGGUUCUGCUUUUCUCAAUUUACCAAGGAAUCAGCGAAUGCCCGGCACCAGAACCUGGUUCCUGUAUUAGUGAUGGAUGUUUUGACCAACCAAAGUGUUGGGAGACAUAUGUUGGACAGCAGCUCUACAAGCUAACGAUCUUGGAUUUGCUCAUCAUGUUCCUCUCGGCCUUUUUGGUCAAUUUCCCUCGUAAAUGUAUCGGACACAAGUUAAUGAGAGGCAGUCGCAUCGGAGCUGCCAUCGGGGACAUUGAGUUCAUGAUCCCAAAGCACGUGUUGGACAUCGUCUACGGCCAGACGCUUUGCUGGCUAGGGAUGUUCUACUCCCCUUUGCUGCCUGCUGUAACAUGUGUAAAACUUGUUAUUGUGUUUUACAUCAAGUACUUUGACUGUACCGUCAACAGUAGUCAGUCGUCACAACUGUAUCGUACAUCUCGCUCAAACGCCUUUUUCAUCAGCAUCCUUCUAAUCUCCUUUAUCGUCACAAUAAUUCCGGUUGGAUAUUCUAUUGCUGAGAUAAAGCCAUCUAUUGCCUGUGGACCUUUCAGGGGUCUGCCAACCAUUUGGAGUGAAAUGGUACAUGUAAUAUCAGAAUCUCCAAACUGGAUACAGGCAGUCCUCUUCUUCAUGGGCACGGCUGGCUUUGCAGUACCAGCCAUUAUCAUCCUCAUCCUGGCAUGGUACUACUAUUAUGCGGUUGCUGCGGCUAACAAACACAUGGUCGCACUCCUCAAGAAUCAGCUGAUCCUUGAGGGGCACGACAAGCAGUUCCUCCUGACGCGACUCGACCAGAUGAUCAAGAAGACGACUGAGGAGGAAGAGGCAGCCCGGUCCUCGCGCAGUACAGAGGAAGAGACAGGUCACAGUAACGAUCAGACACUAGAGGCUUAAGGCUACCUUUUGGUGGCAGGGUUUCGUUCUAAUAAGCAGAUACCCAAAUAUUUACAUACACAUACAUGCACACAGCAACACACGUGCACACAUUAUAUGCACUCAUACAUAGAUUAAUAAUGCAGUAAGUAAAGUAGUGUGUGCUGUGUUCAUUUCCCGAUUAUCAUCCUCUUGUUAAAUUUUAUGAAAUGAAAGCAGGUGGAAAGAUAAUUGUUUGAAAGAUGUCUAUGUGGGUCAGUGAUGUGUAUUCAGGCCCCAUUUGCAAUAUACAUGUAUAUACAAGUAAUGAAUGAUUUAACAUAAUUUAUUUGAUGGGAAGGUAAGAGUGAUGUAAACUUUUUUUUUUUUUUUUUUUUUUUUA
This is a messenger RNA of Penaeus monodon (black tiger shrimp), 3161 nucleotides long. RefSeq names its product transmembrane channel-like protein 7. Lineage: Eukaryota; Metazoa; Arthropoda; Malacostraca; Decapoda; Penaeidae. Gene Ontology annotation, cellular component: plasma membrane. The transcript has 13 exons. Gene Ontology annotation, molecular function: mechanosensitive monoatomic ion channel activity. The record is from RefSeq and is a predicted model, not a curated record. The coding region runs from base 242 to 2800 and encodes 852 amino acids.